AUGUGCAGCCGCGAGAAGGACGUACCUGCGCUUGCUGGCGACGCGAAGGGUGUGGCAGAUCGCCGUCCGGCCGCGCUUACGCCGUCGGCGGCCCCAUCUGGCCCCCCACUUAUGACGACCAGUGCUAUGGCUAUGGAUUUGGUGGACACAGCUCCGGAAACUUUGAAGACAGCGCUGUCUGUUCCGCUCCCAGAUUCUGAAGAUGAGAGCUCCACCGCCCCUCAGCCACGCGGACGAAGUGGGAAACAGAAGAGGAGGGCAACAGCCGCGACGUCCGCUGUUCGCAGCUCGCCGACCGAGAAGAGGGCCAAGCAAGAUUUCGCCCCUGACGCUGAUGGUUUUGUCCCGGCCCGGCGCACUGCAAGACGCAUGCAGUCAUCGACGACGCUUCCAACUGCCGUCGCCAAUUCAUUCGACGCGCUCGCUGACUCGCCGGACCAGCUGCCGCGCGAUCCUGCGCCAAAGAAAGACUCCCAUCUCCCGCCGGUGGUCCUCCAGUUUCGGCCGCCCUAUGGGGAACUGCAGAAGUUGUUGCGCAGCUGGACAACGGCCGUGUAUACUGUGGAGCCUGCCGGACGAGACCUGUACAGGGUCAUACUCCGAACUGGUGACGACUAUCGCCGGGUCACUCAGGAGGCGUCUGAGCGUGGUAUCCCGUUCUAUACCCACGCUUCCGCACCUGACAAGGUCUUGAAGAUUGUAAUCCGGGACCUCCCAUUCAACAUGGAAGCCGAUCACCUGCAUCGCGAACUCGCUGACCUGGGCUUCUACAUACGGGCAGUCGUGAAGAUGAAGUCGCCUAAGUCACGCUAUGAUAUGCCGCUCUUCCUGAUCGUCUGCUCCGACACCGUGGAGAACCGCAAACUCUACCAAUUGACGCUGGUCGCCGACGUUCCGGUUCACACUGAAGAUCUUCGCUACAGGAGAGGCCCUGUGCACUAUCGUGGGUGUGAGGUGUGGAAGCGUGCCAUCGCUCGCCAACGUGGCCAAACACCAGCGCCACAUCCGAAGAAGCCAGCAACGAGACGGCCCGGCGUCUCUUUCGCGGCGGCAACGUCAGGGGCUCCCUCCGCCGUCCCGGCUGCGUCGGCUGCUCCUGCUCCUGCCGCGUCCGAUGCUGUGCCGAUACCUGAGGCUCCUGCGCCUCCACCACAGCUGCUAGUGGCGGACCCGGGUACUGCCUCUCCCGGGCCGUCGGCCAGACCGCGCCCCGCCAAUCGCCUGCGCGGGGGUCAGCGCCCCGUGGGUACCCAGCCCUCAGCACCGUCAGUCGAGCAGCCCCAGAUGGACUCUCCAAGCGAGUCAGCCACGCCUCCCCCUUCCAGCGACGGGGCCGCGCCGGCUGCCUCCACCGCUGACCUGGCCAACCUCGUCGCGCAGCUCACUGCCUUGGUGACCAGUGCUACGAAAUUGAUUGAAGCCCUGUCGCAGCAACUCACCGCUGCAGUGCCGAUGGCCUCUCCGGCCCCGACCGCUGUCAACACUCACCAGCUGCACCAUGGGCAGCGUUAG
Molecule: messenger RNA, 1512 nt
Organism: Schistocerca gregaria
Lineage: Eukaryota; Metazoa; Arthropoda; Insecta; Orthoptera; Acrididae
Exons: 2
Coding region: 1-1512 (503 amino acids)
Source: RefSeq, a predicted model, not a curated record